AUGAAAACUUCAGCUUCGAUCAACGGUAUUACCGUGGGUGUUACUGAUUGCGCACGUUAUACAAACUAUGAACGAUGGUUUUUAGAUGCACCCGUCAAAGUUAAUGUUAUUCGUCUUUCGUAUAGUUUAAAUAAUGUUGACGAUGUUGAAAAAUGUCAAGGCGUUGUUUUAUCCGGUGGUGAAGAUGUAGAUCCACGUCGAUACAAACGACCAGAUCUUCUUGACCGAUUAGAAUUGGCCGAUAUUGAUGAAAAACGUGAUCAAUUCGAAUGGGAAGUUAUUGCUCUAGCGCUUACACUCAAACUACCAAUGCUAGGCAUUUGUCGUGGUAUGCAAUUAUUUAAUGUUUAUCAAGGUGGCACAUUGAUUUUUGAUAUUCCGACAGUUACAAACAUCAAUGGACAUGCGAAAGUACAAGGUAUAGAUCAACGACAUGACAUUCAUGUUGUAGAAAAUACAUUUCUUAAUCAAAUAACCGGCUGUGUCAAAGGUGCUGUUAAUUCUUCACAUCAUCAAUGUGUUGAAACACUCGGUAAAAAUUUAUUAGUAGCAGCGAGAGCUGAAGAACCAAUUGUUGAAGCAAUGCAAUAUCAAAAUGUAGAUGAAUAUCCAUUUUAUUUAGGAGUACAGUGGCAUCCAGAACGAAUGGUUGAUCAAAGUAGUCCAUUUUCGUAUAAUAUUCGUCAAGCAUUUCUUGAUUAUAUUAUUGAACAUGAUAAAUCAGCGAUAGAAAUGCAUUCAUUGAAGGACAAUGGCAUGGCGGAAAAUUUAAUGAUUAACGAAUAA
Molecule: messenger RNA, 786 nt
Organism: Rotaria socialis
Lineage: Eukaryota; Metazoa; Rotifera; Eurotatoria; Philodinida; Philodinidae
Source: the annotation of a GenBank genome assembly